This is a messenger RNA of Knipowitschia caucasica, 1563 nucleotides long. The record is from the annotation of a GenBank genome assembly. NCBI's taxonomy places the organism in Eukaryota, Metazoa, Chordata, Actinopteri, Gobiiformes, Gobiidae.
AUGUCCUUUGAUCAGCAGGACUUUUUGAUCGGUUCUGAAGUGGCCCAUGUGAGAGGGGCUGUGUCUCUGACAGAGCAGCCCCCUCCCGUGGAUCAGAGAGGGGCUGUGUCUCUGACAGAGCAGCCCCCUCCCGUGGAUCAGAGAGGGGCUGUGUCUCUGACAGAGCAGCCCCCUCCCGUGGAUCAGAGAGGGGCUGGGUCUCUGACAGAGCAGCCCCCUCCCGUGGAUCAGAGAGGGGCUGUGUCUCUGACAGAGCAGCCCCCUCCCGUGGAUCAGAGAGGGGCUGUGUCUCUGACAGAGCAGCCCCCUCCCGUGGAUCAGAGAGGGGCUGUGUCUCUGACAGAGCAGCCCCCUCCCGUGGAUCAGAGAGGGGCUGUGUCUCUGACAGAGCAGCCCCCUCCCGUGGAUCAGAGAGGGGCUGGGUCUCUGACAGAGCAGCCCCCUCCCGUGGAUCAGAGAGGGGCUGGGUCUCUGACAGAGCAGCCCCCUCCCGUGGAUCAGAGAGGGGCUGGGUCUCUGACAGAGCAGCCCCCUCCCGUGGAUCAGAGAGGGGCUGGGUCUCUGACAGAGCAGCCCCCUCCCGUGGAUCAGAGAGGGGCUGUGUCUCUGACAGAGCAGCCCCCUCCCGUGGAUCAGAGAGGGGCUGGGUCUCUGACAGAGCAGCCCCCUCCCGUGGAUCAGAGAGGGGCUGUGUCUCUGACAGAGCAGCCCCCUCCCGUGGAUCAGAGAGGGGCUGGGUCUCUGACAGAGCAGCCCCCUCCCGUGGAUCAGAGAGGGGCUGUGUCUCUGACAGAGCAGCCCCCUCCCGUGGAUCAGAGAGGGGCUGUGUCUCUGACAGAGCAGCCCCCUCCCGUGGAUCAGAGAGGGGCUGUGUCUCUGACAGAGCAGCCCCCUCCCGUGGAUCAGAGAGGGGCUGUGUCUCUGACAGAGCAGCCCCCUCCUGUGGAUCAGAGAGGGGCUGUGUCUCUGACAGAGCAGCCCCCUCCUGUGGAUCAGAGAGGGGCUGUGUCUCUGACAGAGCAGCCCCCUCCCGUGGAUCAGAGAGGGGCUGGGUCUCUGACAGAGCAGCCCCCUCCCGUGGAUCAGAGAGGGGCUGUGUCUCUGACAGAGCAGCCCCCUCCCGUGGAUCAGAGAGGGGCUGGGUCUCUGACAGAGCAGCCCCCUCCCGUGGAUCAGAGAGGGGCUGUGUCUCUGACAGAGCAGCCCCCUCCCGUGGAUCAGAGAGGGGCUGGGUCUCUGACAGAGCAGCCCCCUCCCGUGGAUCAGAGAGGGGCUGUGUCUCUGACAGAGCAGCCCCCUCCCGUGGAUCAGAGAGGGGCUGUGUCUCUGACAGAGCAGCCCCCUCCCGUGGAUCAGAGAGGGGCUGUGUCUCUGACAGAGCAGCCCCCUCCUGUGGAUCAGAGAGGGGCUGUGUCUCUGACAGAGCAGCCCCCUCCUGUGGAUCAGAGAGGGGCUGUGUCUCUGACAGAGCAGCCCCCUCCUGUGGAUCAGAGAGGGGCUGUGUCUCUGACAGAGCAGCCCCCUCCCGUGGAUCAGAGAGGGGCUGGGUCUCUGACUGUUUAA